CGCCUGCCGGAGCUUAGCAGCAGAACAGAGCAGAGCAGAGCAGAGAAGAGCAGAGGGAAGCAGUGCUCGCGUGGGAGCUACCUACCCACCGGGAGAGAAAAAGGGAGUGAGAGCAGGCGCGGGAGGGAGAAAAGAAGGAAGCAAGCUAGGAAGUAAGGACUGCGCGCACGGGGCCGGGGCCGGGGCCGCGGGGCACUGGAGCUGAGUGACCUGCGGCGGCUGCAGCUGCAGGAGUAGCAAAGGGGACACCGCCCCCGUCCCCCUCCCCCUGCCCCCGCCCCCUCCCCCGCUUCAUCUCCCUUGCCGAUCACCUUUGAUUUUUGCUCCCUCGAGGGGGCUGCGUUCGAGGACUUGUCACUGUGAAGUGUCGCCAUGUCUGACCGGAAGGCAGUGAUCAAGAACGCAGACAUGUCUGAGGACAUGCAGCAGGAUGCGGUUGACUGUGCAACGCAGGCUAUGGAGAAGUACAACAUAGAGAAAGACAUUGCUGCCUAUAUCAAGAAGGAAUUCGACAAGAAAUAUAAUCCCACGUGGCAUUGUAUCGUGGGCCGAAAUUUUGGCAGCUACGUCACACACGAGACAAAGCACUUCAUCUAUUUUUACUUGGGUCAAGUUGCAAUCCUUCUCUUCAAGUCCGGCUAGGUGGCGCAGUGGUGGCGGUGGCCGCGGUGGUGGAGGCGGGCAGCGGUGGUGGCAGGCGGAGCUGGGACUGUUAUGCACUGAAGGCUGGCACCAGGAUUUCCUCUCCAAUGGCUGUGCUACUGCAUGGAUUGUAUACUCGACUUCAUGUGUAUAUGUUGCAGUAAAAAAAAAAAAAAACAAAAAACAAAAAACCUACUUCUGUUUAGUUGCCUGGGGAAGAAGGCUGCUUUCUGUUGUUUAAUUAAAAAAUACACUCCCCCCCCUUGGUUGUAUUGCACUAGGAAAUCUCUCUCAAAACAAAUUCUCUCAUCCCCCUCAAAAAGUUUAAAAAGGAGAAGCAAACCCCCCCACCCCCAGGAUUUUGGAGUGCUCAACUUAAUUCUUCCCAGUGGUGGAUGCCUUCUUUGAAAGGCUUAAGGAAAGCUAGGGGGUGGGGGAUGAUGUGUUAGGUUUGGGAUGGGGGGGGAGGGAUCAAGGAAAGGGGAGAUUUGUUCCCCUCUAAUGUGAAUCCAAGUGUUCUUGGAUUGUGACUUGGGUAGGGGAAGAGGGCAAGGGGUUGAGAUCCUCUACAGAGGCCCUGGAAGCUCUAUGUUGUGGGUUUGGGGGGGGUGGGGCAGAGACUUGUCUUGCUGUCUUCAUUAGUGCUUAAGGGAGUGUCUAAGAGGUGUGUAUGUGUGUGUGUCUUUGUGGAUUUGGUGCAUUAGGCUAUUUUUUUUUUCCUGCUGGUGCUCAGAUUGGGAGGAUGCUAGGGACAAGAUUAUUCCAUUUUCUCUCAUUCCGUAUCCCCAAUCUGGCCAAGUCCAACUCAUUAACUCUUUUUCCACUUCCUUGGAAGAGCCCCCUUAGAAUAGCCUCCCUGUUGGCUGGUGGGCCAGGGAAUUUCCAGUGACUUGGAUUGGGUCUGAACCUUCCUCCUUUCUGUAUUUGAGGAGUCUUUGAGAGACAGAAUGUGUGUGUGUCUGUGUGUGUCUGUGUUUGUAGAGGGGCACAGUUGAAGAUGAUUGUGGGGUAGCUGAGUGAUCUGGGCACAGUAUCGCUUUAGCUCUUCAACAACCUACUCCAGGAGAUAACUGCUGGGCUCCAGCAGAGACUUGACAAAAGGAUGCCCACCAACAACUGCUUGUACGACUAGGGAAGUCUUGGCCUCUGUUAUCCUUGGAACCAGUUCUCAGUUGUAGACUAGGGAGGAUGUGACUUGGUGAAAUAUGGAACCCCUGGCUGGGUGCAUGACAGUGUUUAAGGGCUGGGAGAGCAGGGCUUGUGGCUUUUGUGGAUGUGUUAAAUGAUUUUUGGGGGGGAACUCCUAUGGGAACUACUCUUGCAGCAUAGAUGUAGAGGAAAAAAUCCUGAAGGAAGCAAGGGAACCACUCUGAUGGGAGGGGACAGAGGGCUUUAGACUAGGAGAAUGAAGGCUUAAAGAGGACAAAGUUGGUCCUCUGUAGAAUUGAAGCGGGAGUGGGAAAGCUAAUGCCUUGAACUGCUGAUUUCCUAUGUCUUGUCCAAAAUACCGUUUGGGGUGGGGUAGAUGUUGGGGAAUUAAGGGAUGAAUAAAGCUCAUUUUUUCAAGCUUAAGUCCUGGCAGAAUGGGCUACCCUUCCCCCAAGUCUUCUGUGCUUUCCACCUUUCUUUACAAUGCUAGAGGAAACCUGCAUUGGGGGGGUGGGGGUGGGGGGCUGGGCAGUGAUAGGCUGUUCCUUGUAUUAUAAACUGGGCAGUGAAGGAUGUGCUGUCUGUAAUAAAUUGCUUGGAUAUUAGAUUUUUUUUUAAAUAAAUGUUUGAGUUUGUGUUGUCUUCCCCUCCCCCUCCCUCUCCCACUCUUCCUUGACUUGUAAGGCCAAUUGAAAGUGUCUGGUUUGUGUUCAUCUCUUUUUUUUGUCUUUAUUCUCUUUGGAGCAGGGGUGGCUGCCCCCCUUCCUCAUCCCCCUUGCUCUGCCUCCAUUCCUCUCUUGGACAUUAAAAGUUGAUUGAUGCACUUCAAA
This is a messenger RNA of Gracilinanus agilis (Agile Gracile Mouse Opossum), 2621 nucleotides long. It is a transcript of the gene DYNLL2, whose product is annotated as dynein light chain LC8-type 2. NCBI's taxonomy places the organism in Eukaryota, Metazoa, Chordata, Mammalia, Didelphimorphia, Didelphidae. The coding region runs from base 373 to 642 and encodes 89 amino acids. The transcript is spliced from 3 exons. Gene Ontology annotation, cellular component: cytoplasmic dynein complex. The record is from RefSeq and is a predicted model, not a curated record. Gene Ontology annotation, molecular function: dynein intermediate chain binding; dynein light intermediate chain binding. Gene Ontology annotation, biological process: microtubule-based process; cilium assembly.